AUUUUUGUCGACAAAACAAUACAUUUGAAGCGAAAUCUGAUUAAAACAAGAAUUUAUUGAUUACUUGUUGUGAUCAACAAAAUGAUGGACAAUAGCGACCAGAGAUUGUCUGCCAUGACUGACAUGAAUGGCGAAUCCGUUUUGAUGUCUAAUAUGACGGAACUGUUACCCAAUUUGCCGAAUAUGUCGAAUAUAAUGGACGACCAAUUGAUGCAAUUGUUGGACAAUCAAAACUAUAUGAUGACAGACGGAUCUCAUUUAGUGCCGACUCAGCGAAACGUGACUCCAAUGGACUCGCAUUCCGUAAACAACGGACAGAACUCUUCAAAUUCAAUACAGUCUUUGGACAGACAUUCAGUUGAUUCGUGUAAUUAUGUGUCCAAUCAAUACGAACCUCAAUACCACUCGUCAUCGGAUUCGCAUCGCUUUAAGUACAGAAGCAGUGGUUUGUCUUCAGUACCCGAAACGGUGACUCAUGUCUCCGAAACUGAUAAUUCAAUUUCUGGACAAAAUAGUUAUGGAAAUGUCGGCAAUAUAUCGGUUCCGCAACAGAAUUAUCCAAUGACUACAAUCAACAACUGGUCUCAAAGUCAUAACCACAUGAUUGUAAAUCAGAGUCGAGGACCCAAAGACAUGGUGAUGAGCGGUUCCGUUCAGCACAACCAUAUGAAUGCUGUGAAGGCGACGCCUCCUUCGGGGUAUAUUCCUCGACAUCGAAUCCCAAACUUUGUUCCAAACGUUUCGUCAAUGAAUCCGUCGACCACUUCAACGCCUGUCAACCAAACACUCAAUAAUAUGGUUAUUCAUAAUAAUAAUCACAACAACAUUAAUAACAUUCACGUCAAUAGAAAUCACUCCCAAAUGAUGAACGAAGGCUUAGUGGCCGCGCAUCGGGUCGAGUCGACCGCGGCUUACAAGCGGACAGUAAUUGUAUUUAAAGUUAUUGACCAAAUUGUCGACAGUUCUGGAAAAGUACUCAAAGAAGAAAUCGUCAAAAACGAGGAGAUUAUAAGAGAUUUAGGAAAAGUCGAGUGGAACGACACAUUGUCUUCAACCACUCCAUUAUCUUCUAUAAGCCAUGUCUCGCGGUUUGCGUCUAAUCCGAGUUCUGGAGCGUUGGCUGACGUAAGUUCUUCGCCUCGGAGUACGUGUUCGUCACUCGAGACGCGACACAAUCAGAACAACGAGAGCUUAACUAAAAGCCAUUCCGUUCACAAUAAGAGCGAUAUUUUUCAUAAAACUCCGGUUCCCGUCACUCCUAUCCCUCCCAUUCCUCCCAUUCGUGUCAAUACUAACCAUAAGGUUUCUAAAGAAGACAAUAGUUUGGCGGCAAAUGUUGGCACAAGAAAUACAUUAAUUAAUGAGAUUAAAGAAGAAAAUGUGAAAAGCAGUACAAAUAUAGUAAACAUCGAAAGUGUUGUCGAAUUGAAGAUCAAUGAAAGAGAUGAAGAAGAAAGGAGAGAAACGGCGACCGCUCUCUUGUCUUUGACCCAAAGGAGUCUUAACAUAGACUGCAAUCCAAGCGAACAAACAGUUUCGUCAGACUUUGCUAUUAGAGCGGGAAAUCGAGUGAUGGCUAAGUGGAGGGACAAGAACUUCUAUCCGGCCGUCAUUUCCAAACAUUUGCCUCAAAACAACAAAUGGUCGGUUGUUUUCGAAGACAGAGCCACACGAAGUCUGUUUGAAACAGAACUCAUCCAAUUGACUCAUCUAACCCAUGGACAGGACGUUAUGGUAACCAUUUCGGAGGGCUUUUGUGCCAAAUCUACCAUUAAAAAUGUCGUUAACGAUACAAAUGGCUUAUUCUUCGAAGUCGAACACCUGAAAGAUGAUAAACAAGUUUCACAACUCUAUCCAUUGAAAGACAUUUUCCUGAAUGUGGAGCAAAGCGCUAACAUUUGGUUGAAGUCAAGCAAACCGGCAGCGAAUGGUGCGGUCUUUGCUGACGUAGAUUUAGAUAAUAUUGUGAGUGGAAAACGGGUGAGAAUUACGGCUAAAGCCGAAAAGCUUAUCGAAAAGCCGAUUCAACAGUUCAAAAAUGGUCGAAGACGUGCCGCCGAUGCCGUCUCUGUUGACAUCGAUUACGUGAACGACGGCGAAGAGGAGGACGACGACGACGACCAGGCAUUCAGUUAUAAGACUAAGAAGAGGGCAAACAUUCGCAACAAUAAGAAGAAAGUGGAGUCUCAGGGCAUGCUAUUCAAUAACGAGCACUCGUUGUCGAUCUCUCCUCGGGCUGCGAGAGUGCACUCGUCAAUACCGGCACAGGAACUGAUCAAACUGUUGGGACCGUUGCCUGAGAUCGGGUCACUUAUUUUCCAAAGUGUUUGCUUUCUAUUGACGUGUGGCGACAGAAAUAGGAGCGAAGAUAUGUGUAGCGAACAGUCAAAUCCCGAACGAUCGACGCCUUUCGAUAAGUCAUAUCUAACCAAACAAAUCGAAACCGGAGGCGGAGUAGUGUUCGAGACUUUUGAUGACAUGAAAACUUUGAGUGAAAACCAAGAUAUGGUUCUCAUAGCCGACACUUAUCAUCGGUCUAUUAAAUAUAUACAGUGUUUGGCGGCCGGCAUAUCGAUCGCCAGUCAUCUCUGGGUAAUCGAUUGCUGUCGACAAAACAAAUAUCUCAAACGAGACAACUAUACACUUCCGGCCGGCUUUAGCAUCAUUACCAAUGCAUUGCCGUCUGAUAAGAAUACAUUCAAAAAGAGUUCGACACUAUUUCGAGGAACAAAAUUCUAUUUCGGUUCUCAAACACCAGAAAAGCUUCACAGCCUUUGGGCGCCCGUCUUAUCGGCCGCUCAGGCAGUGAUCGUUGAGAACAACACCAUUUCGGUGACUAAUCUUUCGCGUAAGCAUUGCGUCAACUGA
Molecule: messenger RNA, 2868 nt
Organism: Medioppia subpectinata
Lineage: Eukaryota; Metazoa; Arthropoda; Arachnida; Sarcoptiformes; Oppiidae
Source: the annotation of a GenBank genome assembly